Messenger RNA from Selaginella moellendorffii, 4088 nucleotides. RefSeq names its product phospholipase A I. The transcript has 18 exons. Gene Ontology annotation, molecular function: protein binding; glycerophospholipase activity. NCBI's taxonomy places the organism in Eukaryota, Viridiplantae, Streptophyta, Lycopodiopsida, Selaginellales, Selaginellaceae. The record is from RefSeq and is a predicted model, not a curated record. Gene Ontology annotation, cellular component: membrane. Gene Ontology annotation, biological process: fatty acid metabolic process. Bases 24 to 4004 code for a protein of 1326 amino acids.
GUCCCCAUUUUCUCAGCUAGCGAAUGUCUUGGGGGCUGGGCUGGAAGCGCCCGGUCGAUUCAUUCCACCUCACGCUCGGCUAUGGCGAGCAAUCCACUAAUCUCCGCAGCAGGCAGGACAAGGCUGAGGAAUCUGAGAGAGAGAGCCAGAAGGCGCAGGAGGAUCAGGAGGAGGAAGGGAAGAAGCGCAAGCAGCUCGCGCAUCUUGUUCUUCCCGAUGCGGCAGAUCUAGCAUCGGAAUGUAGAUUUCGCUUCCAAUUCGACUGGUCGGCCGCCGACGACGACGAUCAGACCGCUCUCAAGCUCCAAUCCCAGCUCAUGGUGGCGUUACCGACGCCCCGGGACGAGGUAUGCGUGAGGCUUUUCUUGGAUUUGGAGGAUCCGGACGCCGUGAGGGUGAGAGUGAGCAUGGGAGUGAGGGAGAAGCGUGAGCAUCUCAAGGUCUUAUCGCUGUCGCGAAGCAUCGGGUCGGGAGGCCCUCCGGUGGAAAAUCUUGGAGUUCUAUCCAAGCUUUUGGGGCCAGCCAAUUUCGCCGAUAGCGCACUUGCGAAUUCGCAGCAGUGGCACGCGCUCCAGACUUUAAAUCUUGCCAAUUGCUCGCUCACGGUGCUUCCUUUGGAAUUGACCAAGCUGCCAAUGCUACGAAAGCUCCUGCUUGACAAUAACAAAAUCAGCGCUCUUCCAGCGGCGAUCGGGCAGCUCUCGCAUUUGCAAGUUCUACGUGUGGAUCAUAACAUGCUUGUUUCGUUGCCUGCUGAGCUCAAGCAAUGCGCGGCAUUAGAAGAAUUGUCUCUGGAGCAUAACAAGUUGCUGCGCCUUCUUCUUGACUUCAGAGCAAUGACCAAGUUGAGGCUGCUACAACUUUUUGGCAAUCCCUUGGAAUUCUUGCCUGAGAUCCUACCGUGCGAAGCCUUGCGCAUUCUUUCGCUUGCAAAUGUUCACAUAAAAGCAGACGAAGAUCUAUCCAACAUAGCCAUAGACAUUGAGACCGAGAAUGCGUCGUAUUUUGUUCAAUCAAAGCACAAACUCAGCGCCUUUUUUGCUCUAGUAUUUCGGUUCUCGUCCUGUCAACAUCCUCUUUUGGCAUCAGCGCUUGCGAAGAUUGCUCAAGACCCUGGCAACCGUGCAGAAAUGGGAAAGGACGAAAGUGCUGUUCGCCAACUCUUAAGCAUGAUACUAAGUGACAAUCGCCACGUGGUUGAGCAAGCGUGCGUGGCACUCUCGUCUUUGGCAACAGAAAACCCCAUAGCACUACGACUAAUAAAGGCUGAUACUGUCGAGUCCAUUGAAACUGUUUUGAAGUUCACGGCUCCCGAGCUUCUUACUUCGGUUCUGAAAGUUAUUGUCAACCUUGCUUUCUCGUCUGAUGUCAUUGCGUCGAAGAUGCUUACUAAGGACAUUUUGAGGCGUCUAAAACAGCUAUGUGCUCAUGAGAACAUAGAGGUACAACGUCAAGCCUUGUUAGCUGUAGGAAAUCUUGCAUUCUGUCGAGAGAACAGACAGUUACUGGUAACUUCAGAAAGCUUACGAGAUUUGCUUUUCCGUCUAUCUGGUGCCACAGAUUCACGUAUAUCCAAGUCCGCUGCACGGGCCUUAGCUAUACUAGGUGAGAAUGAGUAUCUCAGACGAGCAACAAAAGCCCGUUCUGUUUCGAAGCAAGGCUUGAGAAUAUUGGCCAUGGACGGGGGUGGAAUGAGGGGUCUUGCAACCGUGCAGAUGCUUAGGAAAAUUGAGCAAGGAACUGGAAAACGGAUUCAUGAGAUGUUUGAUCUUAUAUGUGGCACAUCGACGGGUGGAAUGCUUGCCAUUGCUCUUGCAAUCAAACAGUUUAGCCUUGACAAAUGCGAAGAGAUAUACAAGACGCUGGGAAAAGUAGUGUUUGCCGAGCCGAUUCCAAAGGACAAUGAAGCAGCCACUUGGAGAGAGAAACUAGAUCAACUCUAUAAAAGCUCGUCACAGAAUUUUCGUGUUGUGGUGCAUGGCUCUAAGCAUCAUGCAGACCAGUUUGAACGCCUCCUAAGGGAGCUUUGCGCGGAUGAAGAGGGCGACCUUUUGAUAGAAUCUGCAGUUAAAGGGGUUCCAAAGGUAUUUGUGGUAUCGUCGCUAGUCAGUGUCAUACCAGCCCAACCAUUCGUGUUCAGAAAUUACCAGUACCCAGCGGGAACUAUCGAGACAGCUCCAUGGACUAAGGAAGGACCAGCUGUAUCAGUUUCAGGAACACCUGCAACUGCCGCUCCUUUAACAACUCAAGUAGGUCCGAAAAGAUGUGCAUUUUUGGGAUCGUCUAAGCACCGUAUAUGGGAGGCUAUAAGGGCAUCAUCUGCUGCUCCUUACUACCUGGAUGAUUUCUCUAUAGAUACAAAUCGAUGGCAGGACGGAGCUAUCGUUGCAAAUAACCCAGCUUUGAUUGCAAUUCGAGAGGCACAGCUUCUUUGGCCAGACACUUCUAUUGCAUGCUUAGUGUCCGUUGGAUGCGGAAAUGUUCCAACAAAGGCUCGUGGAAAAGGAGGCUGGCGAUAUCUAGAUACCGGCCAGGUUUUGAUCGAGAGUGCCUGCUCUGUCGAGCGGGUAGAAGAAGCCUUGGACACGCUUCUGCCUUUGCUUCCCGAUCUUCAGUAUUAUCGUUUUAAUCCUAUUGACGAGCGAUGCAUUAUGGAACUGGACGAAACUGAUCCGGCUGUUUGGCUGAAACUUGAGGCAGCUACUCAAGAGUAUAUCGAUGCGAAUAUUGCUUCAUUUCAUGCAGUCUGUGACCGCCUACUGAAGUUGUCACUAGAAGAAGGAGCCCGACCAGCAGCCAAGGGAUGGCCUUCGAAGAAAAAUGACAGUCGUCCAGGACUGGGAUGGAGACGCCGACUUCUUCUCGUGGAAGCAUCCCGUAGUCCCGAGAUGGCGAAGCCUUUCAAGCAUACUCGAACUUUGGAAGGCUAUUGUGCUCGCAACAGCAUCAAGAUUGAGGUCGUUAGUAGCUCCGGUGGAACCUUACGCUCGGCAGCUUCUUCGUUCACGCCCUUGACGUCGCCAUUAUUUUCAAGCACACCGUUUCCAUUCAGUCCUGACAUCGCCUCACAGAUAUUGGGCCGCUCGGAGGUUCCACCUCUCAGCCUUGAUGGUUCAAAACAACUUCACACGCCUCCAGGUUCGCCUCCUUUGGGACCUCGGCAGCUUUAUGGUCCAGUGGCAACGUUGCACGAGAAGAUCCGAAGUUCUCCCCAGAUUGGAGUAGUGCAUUUGGCAUUACACAGCGACCAGAUCGGUCUAGUCCUGAGCUGGAGGACUGACAUUUUUGCAGUAGCUGAGCCAGGCGACAUGGGCGUGGAAUUUCUCCAGAAGGUGACAACAAGCAUACGCCAGUCCUUUGUAAAGAGCCAUGGGAGCAAGAACGUCCAGCUUCCAACGUACACUAAGCUGGAAGACUUGGUGUCAAGACACCCUCGUUUCGUACUAGAUGGAGCGCUACAUUGUUUUAUGGGUCGGAUGCAGAUGCUAAGCGAUGGCCAGGAAGUUGGAUCGUACCUCUUUCGUAGAGUACUUCCCGAUGCUCAUCUCACAGCAGACGACGUCCGGUGGAUGGUAGGGGCAUGGAGAGACAGAGUGGUGGUGUGCACCGGAAAGUAUGCCCCGAUCCCAAGCCUGGUGAAAGCGAUACUGGACGCAGGAGCCAAGGCCGUGAUCGCUCCCAUUGCCGAGCCGCCGGAAGUGAAAGCCGCCGAAUGUGGAGGAGAGAAGGCCGACUUUGAGAUUGGCGAGGAGGAGGAGGAGGAGGAGGACGGGGUGGAGUUCGUCCACCACAACGAGGGCGAUUGGGAGGACAGUGACAUUGACGAGGGGAGCGAGAACAAAAUGGAGAGGCGAGAAGUGGAGGAGCGGGGAUUGUCGGCCUUCAUCUCGUGCCUCUACGACGAGCUCUUCAAGAACGGCGUUGGAGCGGAGAGCGCGUUGCAAAGCGCCGUGGAUUCGCAUCCCAAGCAGGCCUAUCGCUGCAUUCUCCCGGCAAAGGAUUGAAAAGAGAGAGUCAACGGUCUAAGAUUUUUUGACUUGUAAGUAUAUUCUUUUAGUAAGCUCUAAUACGAGUCAACGGUCACAAAA